AUGAAACUCUCCUUCGUCAACGACGAGCCCUUGACGUCCGCCGUCGUAGAUUCUGCAAGUAACGACGUAUGUUAUGAAGUGGAAACGACAGAAGACAAAUCAGGGGCGCACAGCACGACUUUGCGACGAGCUGGACAAUCUGCACGCGACGUAGAUCCUGUCUGCGGCGUCAUCGAGUGGCAGACCGGCGACGGUGGCUCAGGAACACAGAUCUUGAUAUCUGGUCAACGAACUUCGCUUGAGGAAUUCAUGAAGAGCGGUAGCUUCACGACAGGAAUUCUGCGGGAGUUCAAGGACCCGAAGGGAAAUGAUUUAUACUGGCGCAAGAACGGUUCCGGCCGCGAAUACAUCCUCGUGGAUGACAAUAACAAUGUCAUCGCGCGUCCCUCACGAGGACGAUCAGGAUUCUCCGCAAUGGUUCGCCGCAAGCAGGGCCUGACACUGGAGAUUAGUCCUGCAGGAGAGUGGUUUGCCGACCUCAUUCUCCUCACGUUCAUCAUCGUCGAUCACAUACAUGGUGACACCUUGAAGCCAUUCAAAAGACACGAUCUCUUGUACGGCUUCGCUGCUACGGGUCUCGCCUCCCCACCCACUUCAUGA
Messenger RNA from Postia placenta MAD-698-R-SB12, 600 nucleotides. RefSeq lists its product as hypothetical. The record is from RefSeq and is a predicted model, not a curated record. Bases 1 to 600 code for a protein of 199 amino acids. Lineage: Eukaryota; Fungi; Basidiomycota; Agaricomycetes; Polyporales; Adustoporiaceae. The transcript has 3 exons.